Molecule: messenger RNA, 1080 nt
Organism: Abrus precatorius (Indian licorice)
Lineage: Eukaryota; Viridiplantae; Streptophyta; Magnoliopsida; Fabales; Fabaceae
Exons: 4
Coding region: 213-815 (200 amino acids)
Biological process (GO): protein insertion into mitochondrial inner membrane
Cellular component (GO): TIM22 mitochondrial import inner membrane insertion complex
Molecular function (GO): transmembrane protein transporter activity
Source: RefSeq, a predicted model, not a curated record
AGUGGCCAACGUAGGUUAACCCAUUUCCAUAUAGGCCAUGGGUUAAAGAAAGAGAACUCAGCCCCUUUCCUAUUCCAAAUCCCUCACGAACUCUGAUUUUACUUGGCAGUGAGUAUCACAGAAACGAGUGAGAGCUCAUAAACCCAUCAAAUCUAAACAACAUCGCAGAUUGAAUUGACUUGUAAACGAUUUACGAAGAAGAAGAACAAGCAAUGGGUUCUGAGAAUGAAGGAACCCCAGAUUCAGGACUUAACACUUCACCCUCUUCCUCUCAUUCCUGGAAAAACCGAAUCUUUAUUCCCACCCUCCUUGCAGGGGUUGCUGGUAUUGGAACUGGGUUAAUUUCAAAGCACAGAAAAAGUCUUGGUCUUGUUAAUGUGUGUGCAAGCUAUGCUGCUAAUUUCUCCAUCAUCACCGGUUGCUAUUGCGGGGCACGUGAAUUUGUGACUGCAACUAGAAAAACAGGACCUGAUGAUCUAUGGAACUCUGCAGUAGCAGGAUUUGGAACUGGAGCUCUUCUAGGGCGUCUGCAAGGUGGUCAGCUUGGUGCUGUUCGUUACUCUGUCAUCUUUGCUGUUGUGGGGACUACAGCUGAUUUUGCUAUUCUGAAGUUGAAGGAUGCUUUGAGUGAUCGCACUAAAACAAUACACAAAGACAUUGAGAAUUCAAAGAAGAAUGGAAAUUGGUUGAAAUUGCCAGAAUGGUUCCCAAUUCGGGUACUUGACGACGAAGCGCUUGCUGCAAAACGAGCUCAGGAAGAGCAGUUCCUUGCACAGAGGGCAAGGAUUCGUAACCUAAAGGAAGAAGACUCUUGAUAACAAUUCAUUUUUGUGGAUGUUUGCCCUGAUCUUGAAGGGAGGAAAACUUCCACCCUCUUAAACAUUUUGUAUACCCAAUUUUAUUUUAUUGAAUCAGUGAGUAAUACUGUACUUCUCAAGCUGAUGAGCAAUCAAUGGCUUCAGCAGAGAUUUUGGAAAUGUUGAGAUUGAAUUUUCAGUUCAAUGAUUUUUCCCUUCUAAGGGUAGACAAUAUCCAGUAACUACGCCAGGAAAAUCUAUAAAUAGUUGAAAUGAUUGUUUU